AGACGUAUAAAAGCAGCUACACUGAUCAAUCGACGCCAGAUCUCGAGUUAUCUCAGACAGUGAAGACAAUGACACGGCUAAUAGCUUACGUUGUGGCGACCAUCAGUAUCGCGCUGAUGUGCGUUCUCGCAGAAGAAGAGAAAUAUACUGAUAAAUACGAUCAUAUCGAUGUUAUUAGUAUACUCUCAAACGAGAAACUGCGACUUCAAUAUUACAAAUGUUUUAUGGAAAUUGGACCAUGUAGAACAGCAGAUGCGAAAUUUCUUAAAGAAGUUUUCAGUGAAGCUUUCCAAACUAAAUGCAAAAGAUGUACUGAUAGACAAAAAGAAAUGUUGGAUGAAAUAGUUGGUUGGUACACAGAGCAUCAACCCGAAGAAUUUAAAACUAUUAUUGCGAAGACCGUGGAAAGUUUAAAACAAAAGAAUGCUGAUCGAUAAUUAUGAUGAAUAAACGCGAACAGAAUUGAUUCGACUACGAUAAGAAACUUUACUAUUUAUACUAUAAAAUAUUUACACAAUAUUUAAUUAUCAAAUCUGUAUAGAUCUUUGGCUUUAUAUUCAAAAAAUAUGAUUGUUACAUGGUUGUAUUUUGUGGUAUUAUAUUGCGGAAAUAAAAUGUAGAAAUGUAUUCUUUAA
This is a messenger RNA of Pseudomyrmex gracilis, 635 nucleotides long. Its product is annotated as ejaculatory bulb-specific protein 3-like. The transcript has 2 exons. The coding region runs from base 69 to 437 and encodes 122 amino acids. The record is from RefSeq and is a predicted model, not a curated record. NCBI's taxonomy places the organism in Eukaryota, Metazoa, Arthropoda, Insecta, Hymenoptera, Formicidae.